Messenger RNA from Onychostruthus taczanowskii (white-rumped snowfinch), 6130 nucleotides. It is a transcript of the gene AKNA, whose product is annotated as AT-hook transcription factor. The coding region runs from base 252 to 4358 and encodes 1368 amino acids. Gene Ontology annotation, biological process: epithelial to mesenchymal transition; neuroblast division in subventricular zone; neuroblast delamination. The record is from RefSeq and is a predicted model, not a curated record. NCBI's taxonomy places the organism in Eukaryota, Metazoa, Chordata, Aves, Passeriformes, Passeridae. The transcript has 21 exons. Gene Ontology annotation, cellular component: centrosome.
UUGUCCGGCGGGGCCGGGCCGGGGUGGAUCGGGACCGGGACCGGGACCGGGACCAGGACUGGGAGCAGAACGGGGAUCGGGAUCGGGACCGGAGCCGCCCAGCGCCGGCCGAGGCGGUGCCGGCCGGGCCCUCCCUACAGGACGCGGCGGCGAUGCUGUGACCUACAUUCGCGACAAGGAGGUCCCCAGCCCGCCGCCACGGCCGCCGGGCCAUGAAGCGACACAAGUGAGGGCCCGGCGCGCCCGCGGCCAUGGCCAGCCCGGCACCAUGGCUGCGCUGGACACAAACAGAGCUGACGCGCUUGCAGGGCGAGGAGGAGGAGGAGGAGGAGGAAGAAGACGACUUUGAAAGGCGGAUGGACGAGGAUGGGGUCAUCGGCCUGGGGGAGGGUGCCAGGAGCCCACCGGGGGGUGACAGUGAGGACCUGGAGGAGGGGUCCCCGGCAGAGGAGGGGCGAUGGCAUCGGCGGCAGGAGGAGGACGAGGAGCGGGGCAGCUCCGGGGGGGACGAGGGGCCCUGGGGGGCAGAAAGCGAUGGGGACCCCUACCCCGAGCUGUCCUCCGGGGGCCGCUGGGGCUCGGGCUCCAGCGACAGCCCCGAGGCGAUGAGGGACGGCCGGGCUCUGUGCCAGCCCCGGGGCUGCAGCACGGACUGGGGGGACACCUCAGCGCUCUCGGACACCAGCCCUGGCCCUGGCACCCCGUCCAGCCAGCACCGGGGCUGGGGCACGGCCGGGGACACCAUCGGGGGGCACAGGCAGGAGUGGAGCCCGAGAGGGAGCCUCCCCGUGCAGCUCUCCACCGAUGGCCCCAGCCCCGAGCGUGUCCCUGGCACAGCGAUGGCACCUGCUGGCUUGGCACCCUCCGGGCAGCCCCGGGGCGCCGGGAAUCCCGCGGCACCACAGGGGCACGGCAGAUCCCGAGUGCCCAAGAAAGCAGCGCCCGCGGUGGUGCCCCCCAAGCCCGCACGGCAGUCGCGGUCCCUGAGCCCCCGGAGGCGAACGGGUGCCAAGGGGAUGAAGGAUCCCUCGGGAACGGGCACCGAGGGCACCCAGUACGGCCGAGGGCGCCUCAACCACCCCCUGCCCGACCUCUCCAAGGUGGAGGCGCGGGUGAAGUUCGACCAGAGCUACCGCCCCCCCCGGGGCCGGGUGCUGCCCGCCCGCCCCCGCGGCCCCAUCGGCUUCAAAUCCCCGGCCGAAAUCGUACGGGAGGUGCUGCUGAGCAGCGGGGAGGGGGCGGCCCCGCAGCCCCCCAGCACGGCCGGGCUGCCGCAGGAGUUCAGGUCCCCCAGACAAGCCACGGCGCUGGUGCAGCAGCUCCAGGACGACUACCACAAGCUGCUGACCAAGUACGCCGAGGCUGAGAACACCAUCGACCAGCUGCGCCUGGGUGCCAGGGUGAGCCUGUUCUCCGACCCGCCACAGCCCAGCCGCAGCCUCGCCAUGGGCACCGUGGCCACCGGGAGCCGAGUGAUGACCCUGAGCAUCCCGCAGGCACGGACAGCGGCUCUCGGCACGGCCACAGCCCCGGCCACAGCCUCAGUCUCGCCAGGUGCAGCUGCAGCCCCGGGACCGUCAGAGCAGGGGGGUUCACCCCAACCUCGGUCCCCUCCUCCGCCCGGGGGGGGCUGCCCCACCUGCCCCGGGCCGUGCUGCUGCCCCGGCCCCCGGCUCACCCGGGCCCUGGCGGGGCAGAGCCGCAGGCUGCAGGCUCAGGUGGAAUCCUUCGAAAGCUGGGUGCGUGCAGGGACCCCCACACCCUCGGAACAGCUCCAGAGGAUGAGGAUGCUGAAGGACGCGCAGGAUGCACUGGAGCGAGAAUACCUGCGGGGCCGGCAGCAGCUCCCGGAGGCUGCGGCGGGGUUUGAUCCUGACCGAGCAGUGGAAGGGGAGAUUUACCGCCUGGGGCUGCGCCUGGAGGGGCUGAAGGAUCGGCUGGAGCCGGGGGGCAGGCGGCAGCCCCUCCCUCAGCCCUUCCCGCAGCCCCCCCCGCAGUCCCUCCCGCAGCCCCCCCCGCAGACCCGCUGCCCCCCAGCCCCAUCCCCACCGCCAGCCGCUCACUCCUCACGCCCCGAGAGCCCUGCGCUGGUGGAGGAUCCUCGGGGGACAGCAGGGGACAGCGAGGGGGUGGCAGGGGGGCUGCCCUGGCCCCUCUGGCACAAGCAGCGCCAAGUGGAGGAGGAUUUCGGGGACCUGCUGGAGCAGUACAAGCACUUCAAGUCCUUGCCGGAGUCGCUGAGCCUGGAGCGGCUGAGCCUGGCGGGGAGCGGGUCCCAGGAGGAGGUGGAUGCACCCACGGCAAGGGACGGUGGCCCCAGCAAGGUCCCCUGCAGGACACGGUCACUCGAGGAGGGGCCCAACCUCGAGCCCUUGCCCUUGCACCUCCCACAGAGAAGAACUGCGACGCUUCCCCCCAGAGAACCCCCAAACCUGGAGGGCAUACAGGGCCACCGCUCUCCUGCCGCCCCUGAGGAGCCACCAGCCUCUGCCAAGCCCCCCCUGGGGGUCCCUGGGCCACCACGGGUGCCCCUGUCCCUCGGUGGGACAGGCAGCAGUGCCACCCAGCACGGGCCCCACAAGGAGCAGCGCAUCGUGUCCCCAGAGACCGACAGUGGCUUCGUGGGCUCGGAGGCCAGCAGGGUGUCACCCCCCGUGCACACCCCCGAGCACCAUCCCCCCGGCCCAGGGGCUCCGGGCUCUCUGGGACCUUCCGUCCCCAUCCCCAGCAGCCUCCGUACCCCACGGAAGAGACAGACGACCCCACUUCCCUCUGAGAGAGCACUGAUGGGCAUCUACCCCCCGGGGGGCACAGGGGGAGCCCAGCUGCCCCCCAGCAGCCCCUCUCAGAGCAGCUCCCCCCCUCGCUGGGCCGAGAGCGCCGGUAGCGAGGUGGGGCCGGACCCCGACGCUGAUGGCCGUGAGUACACAGGACUCGGCGAGGGAGAGAGAUCUGGGGGGCCCUGGCUCAGGUUUUUGAGGUUCCCAGACCUCCAUGUGGUGCUGGUGUCACCCUCCCUGGAGGGAGGUGUGUGCCAGUCUCUGUUCUCUGAUCCCAGCUCACUGUGCUCCCCUUCCUCCCCAGCUCACACGGACUCGGAGGUGGGGGACAGGAGCUGUGCCAGUGCCGGUGGCCACCCCCCAGCCAUGGCCAGGAGCCCAACCAGCCCCCUGCCCUCCCCCGAAACGCCAUCCCCCACCCUCCUGUCCCCCGACCUGCCAUCCCUCGACCCGGCUCACUGUGACCUGCUGGGCUCCCGUCUGGAGCGCGACCAGGCCAUCCGGGCGCUGCAGGACGAGGUGUGGCGGCUGCGGCGGAGGCUGGAGGAGAGCCUGCUCCGCUCCCGCAGCCAUCCCGAGGGAAAAGCCGCUCCUCUUGUCACCUCGGCCAGGAGGCAGCCGGUGGCCAGCGGACCAUCGGCCCCGCAGGACCCAGCACCCUCGGGGGAGCCCAGCCCCCCGGUGCGGGGCAGGGUGGCCCCCGGGGUCACACCGACGCGGAGGGCGAGGUCGGCAUCUCUGCCACGGGACAAGCCGGAGCUGGACCUCGGUCUGGAGCUCGGUCCCAGCGGAUGCCACCCUCCUUCCCUGUCCUCCGCCGCAGCCUCCGAGUCAGAGCCCUUGCCCGCCGGGCCCCGGGCACCCCCCGCCCUGCGGAAGCACCUUGGGAAGUCCCCGGGGGCGGUGACAUUCCGGGGACAGUACGCAGGGACACGGUACCAGGCGGGGACACCACGUGCCACCCCGGCACCCCGAGAAGAGCCGGGCACCUCGGUGUGUCCCCGAUGUCACAGGGGCAGGACGGCAUCAGCUGCGUUUGGGGGAGGUGACACCUCCCGGCAGCCCCAGCACAGCACCCCCAGGAGAACGUCCUGCCCCACCUGCCGGGCACCCACGGGCAGCAGGGACACAGCCACACACGCAGAGCGUGGCCCUGGUGGCUCCUGUCCCCCAGGCCCCCACACUGGAGCCGAGAAGCCGGAGCAACCCGGAAUUUGGUACUUGGCAGCCCCCCCUGCUGCCACCGCUGCCACCGUCUGCCUGGCACCCGUCCCCCUCGUGCCUUACGUGCCCUCCAUGCUCUACUGCUCCCCAGCAGUUCCUACCUCAGCCCCAGCCCUGGCCGGGGUCCCUCUCGGUAUCCCUGUGGGUCCCCGGCAGGCAGAGCGUCCCCCCCGGCCCCGGGGCCACCACCGCUGCCUGAGCCUGGACCUGGAUGAGCUGGAGGAGCUGAACUGGUCCCUGGGCCGGGCUGUGGAGGCUGCCCAGAGCGUCAGGCUGACCACCAGCCGCAUGAGCCGGGCGCUGGCCGCGGAGCUGGGCCGGCCGCGGGGCCUGCGCGGCUCCUGCCUCUUCUGAGGGCCCCGCCGGCCCCUCCGGACCCCCGUGCCGCCAGGAGAGGGGACGGACCCUCAGUGUCCCUCACUGCGUGCUCCAUGACAAACCUGGGGCCAGCAGGGACAGAGGUACCUCCAGACCCCCCGUGCCGCCAGGAGAGGGGACGGACCCUCAGUGUCCCUCACUGCGUGCUCCAUGACAAACCUGGGGCCAGCAGGGACAGAGGUACCUCCAGACCCCCCGUGCCGCCAGGAGAGGGGACGGACCCUCAGUGUCCCUCACUGCGUGCUCCAUGACAAACCUGGGGCCAGCAGGGCCGGAGGUGCCUCCAGGGGCUCCUGCCCUGGCUCCCAUCUCCCUCCCGCUCUCCCUGCAGUCCCUGCACGGCCUGUCCGUCUGUCUGUCUGUCUGUCUCCAGGACGCCCCAGGCUGCAGGAGGGGGGAAGGCUAGGCAGCAGUCCCCAGCAUUCUGCAGCACCAUCCCCUGGGAGCAGCGGGGUGGCCCCGUGUCCCCCCAGGCUGGUGGCCACCCUGAGCACUUACAGGGGUGCUCUGACCUCGUGUGGGUCGAGCCCCCUUGGCAGCUGUGUUUACCUCUGUGCCUGUGUGGGCAGAAUUCCCUGGCAUUCCCUGGGGUUCCCUAUCCCACCCCUUUCCCAGCCUCCAGGCCUCCUCAGGGGGCUGUGCCCUGUGCCCUCUGCCUUUGGACUUGAACCCAGCGGGAUCCUCCCUGGGGAAAUUUUUUUUUUAAUGUUUUUUAUGUGAAUUUUUUAGCUAGUAAGCAGCUAAAUCACUCUUUGGAGUGAUGAUUGAUGACCUGUAAUGGGUGAUAUAUGUGUAUCUAUAAAUGGAUAUAUCUAGAUAUAGGCAUAUCUAUAUUUAGUUCUAUGUCUGUAUCUAGAGAGACAGAUAUAAAUAGAUCUGUGUAUGUCCAGAUCUCUAGCUGAUUCUAUAGAUAUAUCUUUCUACAGAUACAUAUAUAUAAAUAUUCUGAUUUGCAUUUCCAGCACAACCCCUAGGGCAUUUGUGGGGGUUUUUUUCUGGUCAUCCCUGGAUGUGGCCACCCACAGCAUCAUCUAGGCAGAAAAUAAAAUGAAGGAUUUGAGGUUUUCCCCCUGAGAUCCUCAGGGAACCUGGGCUGGUGGAGGAAAAGUCACCUGCUGGGACCAAAGCAGGUGUGGGGCUGUGGAGCCCCUAUUCUUCCCAGCUGGGUUUCGAAGGAGUUAAUUCCUAUUUUUUAGGAAAAAGGAUGUGGUUGGGGCAGCUUUUCCUGGGAUGGGUCCAGCCAAACCCCCUGCUCCACCCCCAGCACCUCAACCUGUGUUUAUCUGUAGGACCUACCUGAAGUGCCAGUGUCAAAUGUAUUUAUUUUUCUUUUAUUUGUUGUACAAAUACCCACAUUAGGAGGGGGCAUCAGUGAGGGACUCAGGUCUUGGAGCCUUCCAAGCUCCUCCUGAGCCUGAUCCUGACAUGGGCCCAGAGGGGUUGGGAAUGGGGCUGUCUCCUCCUCCUUUUUUGGGGUGAGAGGGCUGGGUUUGGGGGAUUUAAAAGAGGUUUGGGGGAUUUUAAAGAGGUUUUAUGUGUCUCUGGUUGCCUCUGCUCAUGCUCGUGCUCCAAGCUGGAAGCUGUGACUCCUCCAGCACAGGCAGGGUGUGAUGGGAGCAUGUGGAAAGUGUGGUUAAUUAUCCCAAAUGCAGUAGCCAGGACCAAAUGUUGGGGGUUUUUUCCUUACCCCCUAUUUUUUAACAUCCAGCAGAGCCACUGGGCUGGUAUUUUGUACGAAGAAAUCACCU